Molecule: messenger RNA, 1241 nt
Organism: Cucumis melo (muskmelon)
Lineage: Eukaryota; Viridiplantae; Streptophyta; Magnoliopsida; Cucurbitales; Cucurbitaceae
Exons: 2
Coding region: 545-1159 (204 amino acids)
Source: RefSeq, a predicted model, not a curated record
CUAAAUAGGGCAUUUAUGAAAAGAAACAGACUAAUUAACUUCUCCAUUUAAAACGAGCGAACUUGGUAUGUGGACAUCAUACCAGAUUGAGACCAAACUUUUGAAGAUCAGCUGUUUGUUUUUCGUACUCUUCUCCUCACAUGAGGUUUAAUAAUGGAAGUGCUACUCUGAUCAAGUUGUCAAAAGUAGGAGAUAUUGGUUGGUUAAACGUAUCAAUUCUCUCAAAUCUUGAGCAUCAAGUGAGAAUCCAAGUGCCUAAAAAAGUAGGUAUUAGAUUAGCUUACAGUACGGCAAUCAAUUUUCUAAGUGUGAGCUUUGUGUUGGGAAUCUCUAGUGCAGUUCAACAUCAUUAGUUGGAGUGUCUUUUGCUCUCUUCUAUCUUUGUCUUUACACCUAAGGAUUAAAAAAACGUUAUUUUCAUUAAGAUAUGAAGGCACUGUCAAAAAUAGUCAUUCUGAACGCUAAAGUCAAGCAGUAAAGGGCAAUUAACUCUUUAUAUAGUUUGCUGGCUCAUAAACCAACCAGAAAAUCUUGCUUCUCCAACAUGGGUGUCUUUUAUCAAGAAGACCCACCAAAUCCUUCCAGGAAAUGCUUUCUAGCAGGUGUUUUGAAGGAUGCAUUCUGCAACUGCCAUACUUUUAGAAAACCACUACCGAAGUUUAACGAUGAGGACGAAUAUCCUACAAGUGACUUUGAUGAUACAGAGGAAGAAAUUGUAUCAGAAAUCAGAACUCGAGCAAUGGAAAAGUUGAAACGAAAGGCUAACCUGUCAGACAGCUUCUCCUGGGUUUUCUCACCUGCAACCAAAGAAUUAUAUAUUACUUCAAUGGAGAUUGAGAAGAUGGAUGAAUCUGGAAAUGAAGAUAACAUGGGAGAUGAAUUCUACUCUGUUCAGAGUUUUCUCACGUGUUGCUCAACUGCAGCAACAAAUGAAGCCUUCUUUUCUGUGGAGGCCAACUUUUCCCGAUGUUCAAGCUUAAAUGGUCUUAAUUUUCUAGAUGAAGAUCUCAAGAGGCGCACCAUCUUGCAGGAAGUUUUUCAUUGUGAAGGAUGGCCAUUCGGUCUUUGCAGGAAGGCAGUCUUACUUCCACCACUGCCCAAGUCGCCAUCUGAAUCUUGGUCAUGGAGUAAAGGCACCAAAAUUGUAAAGACAUAUUGAUGUCCAAAUUUGGAGCCAAGCUCUGUUUUUGUACUUUCUUGGUAACAAAAUUCAUCAAGUUAUUUGAUCUGAUUAAUUCCAA